Molecule: messenger RNA, 1377 nt
Organism: Medicago truncatula (barrel medic)
Lineage: Eukaryota; Viridiplantae; Streptophyta; Magnoliopsida; Fabales; Fabaceae
Product: immune-associated nucleotide-binding protein 9
Exons: 6
Coding region: 162-1205 (347 amino acids)
Molecular function (GO): GTP binding
Source: RefSeq, a predicted model, not a curated record
UUUUACGUCCCAGUCCAAUAUAUAGUUCAACCAGUCGUUGGGGUUAUCGUGUUGCUUGCGUUUUGUUUUCACUUGUAUUAUACUUUACUUGUUCACUGCGCGUACGUUGCUUCGCAAAAACCUCUCUCUCUCUCACUCUCACUUUGCAGUGAUUGGAAUUUAUGAUGGGGGGAAGCUAUGUUGAAGAUGAUUGGGAAUUGGCGUCGUCUGGAUCAGCUAGCGAGGUUCAGAUUUCAGCUAAUGAAGCUCGGACAGUGGUUUUAGUUGGACGUACCGGCAAUGGGAAGAGUGCAACCGGUAAUAGUAUUCUUGGGAAAAAGGUUUUUAAGUCGAGGGCUAGCUCGUCCGGUGUCACUUCCUCUUGUGAAAUGCAGACUGCUGAGUUGAGUGAUGGACAGAUUGUCAAUGUUAUUGACACUCCAGGAUUAUUUGAAGUUUCUGCUGGAUCUGAGUUUAUUGGGAAAGAAAUAGUCAAGUGCAUUGACUUUGCCAAGGAUGGUAUCCAUGCCAUCCUUGUGGUGUUAUCUGUUAGAUCACGAUUUAGUGAGGAAGAAGAAAAUGCUCUACGCAGCUUGCAGACAUUAUUUGGAAGCAAGAUUGUUGACUAUAUGAUUGUGGUCUUCACGGGCGGGGAUGAGUUAGAAGAUGAUGAAGAUACACUUGACGAUUAUUUAGGCCGUGAAUGUCCAGAGUCUUUGAAGCAAAUCCUCUCUUUGUGUGGCAAUCGUUGCGUUCUCUUUGACAACAAGACUAAGGACGAAAAGAAGCGAUCUGGACAAGUUCAACAACUUCUCUCGUUUGUAAACUUGAUAGUAUUACAGAAUGGCGGGCAACCUUAUACAGAUGAGUUGUUUGCAGAACUAAAGAAAGGAGCAAUGAAACUGCAUAGAGAGCAAAGAAAGGUUGAUUCCUUGGAAGGAUAUUCAGAAGGACAAAUAUCAGAGCUUAAAAAGCAUAUGCAGCAAACAUAUGAGGAGCAGCUAAAACAUAUUACCGAGAUGAUUGAGUCAAAGUUGAAGGAGGCAACUACAAGGCUUGAGAAACAAUUGGCAGAAGAGCAGGCUGCAAGACUAAGAGCAGAAGAUAGUGCAAAGUUAGCUCAAAAGAAAUCAGACGAUGAAAUACGAAAACUAAGGAAGCAUCUUGAGAAGGCGCAUGAAGAACUCCGCAAGCGAGGUGAUAAGGGGGGUUGUGCCAUUCUAUGAUCUAGUAGCAAGCACUACUUCAAACUUUCGAAGAUUUGUUUAAAUUUUCUUCCGGGAUUAUGAAAUCUUGUUGCGUUUGUAUAAAUGCCGUGACUACUGCACACUUAUAUUUUUAUUGUGUUGACAUUAUGCAUUGAAGACCUUUAAUAUAUAUAUAUACAAUGUAGAUAAA